Arabidopsis thaliana (thale cress) is the source of this 271-nucleotide messenger RNA. RefSeq names its product Plant thionin family protein. The record is from RefSeq and is marked reviewed. Lineage: Eukaryota; Viridiplantae; Streptophyta; Magnoliopsida; Brassicales; Brassicaceae. The transcript has a single exon. Bases 1 to 264 code for a protein of 87 amino acids.
AUGGCAACUCAAACAACAAAAAAGAUAUACAGUGUUUUGAUGAUUGUAGUUUUAUUUACGAUGAUUGUUUCAACAUACGCGAGUACGAUGGAAGUGUGUGUUAAACACUGUAUCCCGAAUCAAUGCAUGAAAGUUUCUCAAAAGGCAACUCUUCCAUUAUGUGAGACUGCUUGCACAAAACUUUGCAAUGAAAACAAAGAUGAGAAAUAUAUCGUGCCUCGAAGCUACUGCGAUGGAUUAUUCUGGUUUCUAUGUGAUAACUGAAAUUUAA